CCCGGGUUACGCGCUUCCCCUUAAAAGCUGGGGCCAAGCAAAGGAACGACAGGCGUUGCAGCCAAUGGUGUCGCUCACGGUGAACCUGGUAGCCAAUCAAAAGGCGCAGCUGCGAAGGAACGGGUGGGAACCACGCCUGAUUCCAGGUGACUCCUAGCAGGGAGGGGAGAGUGUCUCCGUCAGCUGAUAGGGUCCUGUGCCUCGGGCGAGUUACCGGGGGACGAAGCUGCGGCAGCGCCCGGGCAGUGGCCAGCCGCGGAAUACUUGUGUGCUGCAGCCAAGAAGAAGGGUGAUGGAGGGGCGUCAAGAGGCUGGGAAGGAGAGCAAGCCCUCCUCCUUAUCGGUGGACCUGCAGGGAGACAGCUCCUUACAGGUGGAGAUCUCUGAUGCAGUGAGCGAGCGGGACAAGGUGAAAUUCACCGUUCAGACCAAGAGCUGCCUCCCUCACUUUGCCCAGACGGAGUUCUCAGUCGUGCGACAGCAUGAGGAGUUCAUCUGGCUACAUGACGCUUAUGUGGAAAAUGAGGAGUACGCCGGCCUCAUCAUCCCUCCAGCCCCCCCAAGGCCAGACUUUGAGGCUUCAAGGGAAAAGCUGCAGAAGUUGGGUGAGGGGGACAGCUCCAUCACGCGGGAAGAGUUUGCCAAAAUGAAGCAGGAGCUGGAAGCGGAGUACCUGGCUAUCUUUAAGAAGACAGUUGCAAUGCAUGAGGUCUUUCUGCAGCGCCUGGCAGCCCACCCUACCCUGCGUCGAGACCACAACUUCUUCGUCUUUUUGGAAUACGGCCAGGAUCUGAGUGUCCGAGGAAAGAACAGGAAGGAGCUUCUUGGGGGAUUUCUGAGGAAUAUUGUAAAGUCUGCUGAUGAAGCCCUCAUCACCAGCAUGUCAGGGCUCAAGGAGGUGGAUGACUUCUUUGAGCAUGAGAGGACCUUCCUACUGGAAUACCACAGCCGCAUCCGGGACGCCUGCCUGCGGGCAGACCGUGUCAUGCACUCCCACAAGUGCCUGGCAGACGAUUAUAUCCCUAUCUCUGCUGCACUGAAUAGUCUGGGAACACAGGAAGUCAACCAGCUAAAGACGAGUUUCCUCAAAUUGGCAGAGCUCUUUGAACGACUAAGGAAGCUGGAGGGCCGAGUGGCAUCUGAUGAGGACCUCAAGCUGUCAGACAUGCUGAGAUACUACAUGCGAGACUCACAGGCAGCUAAGGACCUGCUGUACCGGCGGCUUCGAGCACUGGCUGACUAUGAGAACGCCAACAAGGCCCUGGACAAGGCACGCACUAGGAACCGGGAGGUGCGGACUGCCGAGAGCCACCAGCAACUGUGCUGCCAACGCUUCGAACGCCUCUCCGACUCAGCCAAGCAGGAGCUCAUGGAUUUCAAGUCUCGCCGGGUCUCCUCCUUCCGCAAGAACCUCAUAGAGUUGGCAGAGCUGGAGCUUAAACACGCCAAGGCCAGCACCCUGCUUCUCCGGAACACCCUUGUCGCCCUCAAAGGGGAGCCUUAGAGCAGCCAGAGCCUACUUCAGAGCCCUUAGUAACAAAAGUCCCCCAGAUUUCCCACCCCAAGAUACCACCUCCCCCACGACAGCAGCCACCAGCCAUGCCCCAUGAUCUCGACCAGGGCAAGCCCAAGCCCCACUCCUACCCAAAAGUGCCAGGUCCUGCAAGAGGAAGCUAGGGCAUCAUGGGUGCCAUUCUUGGCCACAGGUAAGAACCCCAACCUAGGGGAGGCUAGGAGCCUGGACCUUCCUCCUCUCCUGGAGAUUGGGGAGCAGCCCCCACCCACCCUCUGU
Messenger RNA from Ailuropoda melanoleuca (giant panda), 1792 nucleotides. RefSeq names its product sorting nexin 32 (gene SNX32). NCBI's taxonomy places the organism in Eukaryota, Metazoa, Chordata, Mammalia, Carnivora, Ursidae. Gene Ontology annotation, cellular component: endosome. Gene Ontology annotation, molecular function: phosphatidylinositol binding. The coding region runs from base 293 to 1504 and encodes 403 amino acids. Gene Ontology annotation, biological process: retrograde transport, endosome to Golgi. The record is from RefSeq and is a predicted model, not a curated record. The transcript is spliced from 13 exons.